Molecule: messenger RNA, 1048 nt
Organism: Prorocentrum cordatum
Lineage: Eukaryota; Dinophyceae; Prorocentrales; Prorocentraceae
Source: the annotation of a GenBank genome assembly
ACCUCCUCCUCCUCUUGCAUUGCCAGGGGAAGCCACCCUGGGUGCACCGGUGGACACCUCGCCCACACUGGCGCACUGCAAUGCCUGGGGGAGCCACUCCUGGGGGCGCCAGUGGGCACCUCGCCCACACUGGCGCACCAGAGUGCCUGGAAGAACCACACCUCGCCCACACUGGCGCACCAAGUCCCAUGUGGACGCCUCUCCAUAAAAAACUGUCGCACUGCAAUGACCGGGGAGCAAGUCUUGGAGCGCCGGUGGACACCUCGCCCACGCUGGCGCACCAGAGUGCAAACCGAAAGCCAUUAGACACCUCGCCCACACUGGCGGGCGCACCGCAAUGCCUAGGGGAGCCAUUUUGGGGUUUUCUGUGGACGCCUCUCCAGGAAACUGGCAUGUACUGCAACUGGGGGGUAGCAGCUCUUGGGGCUCCGGUGGACACUUCGCCCACAUGACUGGCGCAAGGGCCACUAUGCGCGCGCCGGUGGACACCUCGCCCAAACAGGCGCACCGCACGAAUGCGCUGGACGGCCUGCGCGAGAUAGGACGGGCCCGACUUAAUCGUAUACAACAGCAGAAAAGGCCUCAUCUGAGGACCGCGGCAGGCAUCGCGCCGGCAGGUGGUGCGCCCGGUCUCGCAGAUGAGGAGGGAGGAGGCAGAUGGAUGGUGAAGAGAGAGAGAGAGAGAGAGAGAGGAGAGAGAGAGCAGAGCGGCAACGCGGCGUGUCGAGCCGACCCGCCAGAGCAUGACGGCCGUGAGCAGCAGCUGCAGCUCCUCCCUCAUACUCCCACCACGCCCGACUUAACCACAACCCGAAGGCGGCGCGCCCCGAAGGGCACAAGCGGCCUCAUGACCCGACCUGCACCCCUCCUCGACCAGAGCGCGCCGAGUGGGGCGCCUUUGUGGCGGGCCGCUGCGGCCUGUCGCACGCGGAACGCGACGCACGCCUGCGCACUCUGGCCAGGCGGCGGCCGCAAGCCUUCGGCAGAGCGUAGUGCAGCGCUGCUGCGCAGCAGCGGCCAGGAGCGAUCACAUCUCGCUCGAGAAUAG